CUUGGCCACCAAUAGUAUGGGCAUAUGAGAGCAGAUCACAUAAUGUUGGGUCUCAAAAUUCAGUUUCUUCUUCUCUUUAACUUCCGUAUUAGUGGAGCGUCCUGCAAGACAGAUGCAAGCUAAUUUAAAGAAGAACACGAAAAGAAAAGCCUCCACCCCUAGCUAACAGUCAACGUUAGUGAAGCUAGCUGCGCCUAGUAACAUAACGGCGGACGUGUUCGUGUCAGGCUAACUAGCCAAACGUUUAGCUACGUUAACGUGUUCGGUACUAGCUGGGCGCUGGGUUAGCGAGCCACCGCAGCGAAACCCGCACAGCUGAAUGAGUUGCAGGGACACUAAUGGACGUAACGUUAAGGAGCUGCCCCUGCUGCUGCUGAUUAUCCCGAGAAGAAACGACACCACUAGGACCGGCGCGUCCCAUUCCCCGUUUGUGGACCCAGAAGGAGCGCAACACCCCUCAUCACAGGUGCAUCUUGACCAACCAUCGGACUGGAUUCACUUCUUCUUUUGACCCAGGACGAACUGUUGAGGUUGAUAUUCAAUUCCAAAUGAACAACCCAGGAGGCCGCUGAUCAGCAUGGAAUUCUGCUUUCGGCGUUGGAGGAGGAUACUUCAAACCUGAAACACCUCAAACUACCAAUGGCCCCAGAAGUCUAUGGCUUCCACUCUUAAAAGCCACAAUUGUUCACAUUUUUGUUGAGGUCCGUUUUAGGACGUUGCUGCGGAGAGGCCGUAUCCUCCAAGGGAUUGCUGUGGGAGGAUUUAUCCAAACCUCAGAGCUCUCUGCUGGGGAAGGAAGCAGAGGAACGACCCUGGAAGUCCCUGGAGAAGGGGGACAACUUGAAAACAGCUUGCAGCUGGAAAGCUGACAGUUACAUAACUAACGGGCACAGCCAUCCACGAACACAGUGGAGCAAGGAGACUUGGGGGGGGGGUUCUAUGUUGCAAGUGCUGGCUGAUGUAAGAGAUAAUACCAUCUCUUUUAAACAUUUAAUUUACAUGGAUACCAAUGGAUGUUCUAGUGGAUCUCUCCCCAGAUGUUUUGGAAAGAACCACAGCAUCACCUCCUGCUUUUUGUCUUCCAAUCCCAUCCCUUGUGCACGCCAGCAGGUGAGGUGGUUUGAAUUGGCCACCGGCAGCGUUUAGUGAUGCCCCGACACAGGAAAACCAGGCUACUCUACUGGCCCGUUUACAGACUGCUGUUUCUAAUACGAGUCCUGGACUGAAAGCAAAUUGUCUCCUUUUCUAACACAGAUUAAGAGCUUGUCACUUUUUAUUUGCAAAACAUUUUCUAACCUUGCUCCAGCUGCCCCCAAACUGCUGUUGCGUGUUCUCCACACAUUUUGCUUGCACAGACUUAGCAACAAACAAGCCCAUUUCCCACAUUUAAGGUCUUGACCUGCACAUUUUCUAAGCUGAGGAAAGUUGUCAUUCCAUCCUUUUUUCUUCUUCUUUUAUUUCUGCUCCAUUUGUCUUUCAGCUUCAUUUCAUUUCUUCCGGUUUCUACCAAACCAGGCCUACCUCUGCCAACUCUUGUCCCUCACUAACCCUCCUCUAUAGACCAGUCCGACUGGAUGAGUUCACAUCAGGUGCAAGGUUCAUCAGUUCAGCUCAGGUUCUCCGUUUGUUAGGAUUGGAAUGGACUUCCACGGCACCAAAUAAUUUGUGUGUUUUAAUGGAAGGGUCCACAUCAUGUUUUGAUAUCUCAAUAACAGCAAUCUUUUUGUAAAUUUCACAACUAUCAUGUGUUUCACUAAGCCUUCAUUCACCUUGCUGUACAUCAAUCAGAUGCUCUAUAUUUAGACACAUUGUACUCGUGUGAAAACGGACCAGGAGGAAGUGUCCGUUGUUCUAGGCUUGUAUUAGUAAUUGAUUGCCAUUUUGGGUAGAACAGAGGGGAACUAGUGUUGUGUAUUUCAACUCUUUAAGAGAGCUCUGUACAGACAACCCCUCCGUAACAAUCCGUGGCUUAUUGUUCAUCCUGCCUUCCCACCUGUUUUCUGGCUAACAGGGAAAAAAGGCUUUUCGAGCAGAGCUACUUGUAGGUUUAUUUUAAUCUCACACACACACACACACACACACACACACACACACACACAGACAGUAGAUCAGGAUAGACCUAAGAUCCUAAGACAACAAGCAAUUGCUGCACCCCCUUCUCCGUGUGGUGAAGAGCGUUUCCCACGUCAACGUGAAAGAGGAAGCCCCUCUCAUUCAUCCCUCCAUCUGUCCUUUUACAUAUAUAUAUUUUUUUCAUUUCUACACCCAAACUAUAAACCCACACAAUACACCAGACCAAAAAGAACAUUUAAACUUCACGGCAUAGCAGCUGCGGAACAGACACACCCACCGCUACACAAAGGAAGUGAUGCCAGGUGGCAGCAGUAAGAGUGGAAUGCGGGGUCCAUCCUCGUCCCCCCUGCCCCAUACCGUGGUCCCAGCCACCAGACCCCUGAGACCCUCCCGCUACGUCCCGGUGUCGGCCGCCGCUUUCUUCCUCGUUGGCUCCACCACGCUCUUUUUCUGCUUCACGUGUCCGUGGCUCUCCGAGCGUUUCUCCGUCGCUGUGCCCAUCUACAAUGGAGUCAUCUUCCUGUUUGUUCUGGCUAACUUCUGCAUGGCCACGUUCAUGGACCCGGGCAUCUUCCCGAGAGCUGAGGAGGACGAGGACAAAGAGGAUGAUUUCCGUGCCCCCCUCUACAAGACUGUGGAGAUCAGAGGGAUCCAGGUCAGGAUGAAGUGGUGUUCAACCUGCCGCUUCUACAGGCCGCCACGGUGCUCGCACUGCUCCGUCUGUGACAACUGUGUCGAGGACUUCGACCACCACUGUCCUUGGGUAAACAACUGCAUCGGCAGGAGGAACUACCGCUACUUCUUCCUCUUCCUUCUGUCUCUGACUGCUCACAUCAUGGCAGUGUUUGGCUUUUGCCUGUUCUUUAUCCUCUACCAUCGGCAGAACAUCGACCGCCUGCACGCCAUCGUCACGCUGGCUGUAAUGUGUGUUGCAGGUCUGUUUUUCAUCCCUGUUGCUGGCCUCACUGGUUUCCACUUAGUGCUCGUGGCCAGAGGCAGGACUACCAAUGAACAGGUAACGGGGAAGUUCAGAGGGGGCGUUAACCCCUUCACCAAUGGCUGUUGGAAGAACGUCUCUCAUGUCCUCUGCAGCUCACAGGCACCCAGGUAUCUGGGCAGAAAGAAGUGUGUGCAGAGUGUGUGUGUGCAGCCUCCUUUUCUGCGGCCACAGCUGACAGAGGCCCAGCUGGCUGCAAAGAUCCUGGACAACGGCAUACAGGGAGACCUGCACCGGUCUAAGUCCAGUCUGGAGAUGAUGGAGAGCCAGUCCUGUGACGCUGAGCCUCCACCUCCUCCGAAACCAGAGCUCCGCUACCCUGGAAUCACCAGAGGAAACACAGAGGAGUGCAGUCUACUGAACAAAGCCCCUCCCACCCCCACCAUGUACAAAUACAGGCCCAGCUACAGCCCCGGCAAGAAGCACACAGCGCUCACACACGCUUACGCCAACCAGUUAAGUCGAGGCGAGAGUGUUGGCAGUGCCAGGGACUCCUCCACCGCCUCCCUCCUUCAGGCUAGCCAGCAGCCUGGUUUCCGCUCCCAGCCGAGCCUGGACCGGAGAGACCCUCCACCUGAACGAGUGGGCGUCGGAGGAUGUGGGGAGAGGAGGGAGGGCAGACGAGAGGUGGGGGCAGGAGGCAUCCCUGGCUACUCCCUGGGCGGAUGCUCGUACCCCUCCUUUUCUGACCCCGCGGUCCUGUCAGGAGUGGCCUCGCGGUCUUCCAGCUCCGCGCACACCUCGGCAGGCGCCGUCCACAUCUCGGAGGCCACCACCACCUCGGCCAGCUUCAAGAACUUGGCCAAUCGGACACCCCCGCCCCACCACGGGAGCCUGUCAUAUGAGAGUUUACUGGCAGGUGGUGAUGAUUUUGACAAAAGGGUGGUGGCAGGAUCAGCAGCCCCUGAGGUUUCCUCUGGGAGACCCUGCACUCCAGCAGCAGGCGGCUACAACUCCGCCUUCCUGUCGUCCCAACAGAGAGAUGCUGAGAUGCACUCCCAGUCGCCCCAUCACUACCACCGCUCCUCACAACACCACCACUCCUUCCUCCAUCUCUCCUCUUCCUCCAAUUCCUCCUCCACGCCGCCGCCUCUAGAGAGGGAGCGCCUGCUGAGCGAGCUCCACCCGGGCUCCCACCCACCGCUCGCCAACCAUUCCUCGGCUCCCCCAUCCUCUUCUGCCCCGCCUCCUCCACAUCACCAUCAACACCAGCAUCAACACCACCACCACCAUUCCUCCUCCUCUUCUUCUAUGUCCCGCCACCCCCGCUUCACUGCCCCUCAAGCGCCACCCCAUCACGCUUAUCCCUUUCGCACCCGCUCCACUGACAACCCUCUGGGAUCCACCUCCACGACCCACCCUCCCCGCUCCCCGCACCCUCCACCUCUGGGCAAGUCGCUUUCUUACUCGAGUGCCGCCGCUGCCGAAAUGCAGUACCGGCUGGUCCGAAAGGCCUCUGCGUCAGCCGGAGCGAAUGCAGCGGGGGUAGGAGGUGGUGGAGGAGGAGGAGGAGGAGGAGGAGGAGGAGGAGGAGGAAUACAAGCGCCGAAGUGA
Molecule: messenger RNA, 4624 nt
Organism: Pseudoliparis swirei
Lineage: Eukaryota; Metazoa; Chordata; Actinopteri; Perciformes; Liparidae
Gene: zdhhc5a
Product: zinc finger DHHC-type palmitoyltransferase 5a
Exons: 11
Coding region: 2369-4624 (751 amino acids)
Biological process (GO): protein palmitoylation
Molecular function (GO): palmitoyltransferase activity
Source: RefSeq, a predicted model, not a curated record